Xiphophorus couchianus (Monterrey platyfish) is the source of this 3643-nucleotide messenger RNA. Its product is annotated as semaphorin-3D. The transcript has 18 exons. NCBI's taxonomy places the organism in Eukaryota, Metazoa, Chordata, Actinopteri, Cyprinodontiformes, Poeciliidae. The record is from RefSeq and is a predicted model, not a curated record. Gene Ontology annotation, biological process: semaphorin-plexin signaling pathway; negative chemotaxis; axon guidance. Gene Ontology annotation, cellular component: plasma membrane. Gene Ontology annotation, molecular function: semaphorin receptor binding; chemorepellent activity. The coding region runs from base 243 to 2624 and encodes 793 amino acids.
CAGCUUGCAGCGGCAGCUGAACUUCUCCGUUAGUUUCUAUCUGGACCAUCUCUGGGCAGAGUGGUACCUGCUGGACCCGGUCCAGAACCUUUCCUCCUUCUAACUGAACUGAGAUAGAAACCUCCUCAACCCGGUUCGAAGGUCCACAUCCCGGCAGCAGAACCCUGGUACCGGUCCGGAGGUCCACAUCCCGGCAGCAGAAAUCCGGUUCGUUUGUGGAGCGACUCGUCAGGUCAGAGAAGAUGCUGCGAUCAGCUGCAGGUCUCAGAACCAGAACAUCCUCUCCUCUCAUAGCAGCCGUGUUUCUGCUCUGGCUGCUGAGUCUGCAACCUUCAGAGUCCAGAACCGACCCAGAAUCCAGGACCUGGAGCCAGACCGGGCCGCGGCUUCAGCUCUCUCACUCAGAUGUGAGGAACGGCUCGGCGGUCUCCUGGAGCGCCGGCGUUGGCGGGGGCUACCAGGUCCUGCUGCUGGAUGAGGACAGAGGAUGGCUGCUGGUUGGAGGGAAAGACCACAUUUAUCUGCUGAACCCCGACAACCUGGACCAGCCCGUCCACAAGAUCCACUGGCCUGCAGCUCAAGAACAUGUGGAGCACUGCAGGCUGGCAGGCAAGAGCCUGGAGAGAGAUUGUGCCAACUUUGUCCGUGUGCUGCAGUCUUUCAAUAAGACUCAUGUUUACGUCUGUGGCACCGGCGCCUUCCAUCCACAGUGUACUUACCUGCAGCUCAGCCAGAACCCAGAGGAGCCGUGGUUCAGGUUGUCCCACGCCGUGGAGUCAGGACGAGGAAAGUGUCCCUUCAGUCCCAGAGAGCCGUUUGCUGCCAGGCUGACCGAUGGUGAACUUUAUGCAGGAACCUCUGUCGACUUCAUGGGGGCCAACGCGGCGAUCUUCUGCACCUCGGUUCAGGGCAGCAGUCAGCAUUACAUCCGCACCGAGGCCUCCGAUCACAACUGGCUCAACGAGCCGGACUUUGUGGGCUCCUUCUCCAUCCCUGACACUCACAGUCCAGACGACGAUAAAGUUUACUUCUUCUUUAAGGAGAAGGCGGUGGAGGCCGGCCAGUGGGACCAGAGGGUCUACAGCCGGGUGGCUCGGGUCUGCAAGAAUGACGUUGGUGGGAAGAGGAGUCUGAUCAACCGCUGGACCACCUUCCUGAAAGCCCGAUUAGUCUGCUCUGUUCCCGGCCCGUCGGGAGUCGAUACUCACUUCGAUGAGCUCGAGGACAUCUUUGUUCUGGAAACCAAGGAUCCUCAGAACCCGACCAUCUAUGGCGUCUUCACCACCUCCAGCUCCAUCUUCCAGGGCUCGGCUGUGUGCGUUUACUCCAUGGCGUCCAUCCGCGCCGCCUUCAACGGCCCGUUUGCCCACAGAGAGGGACCCGACUACCACUGGGUCGAGUACAAGGGCCGCAUCCCGUACCCCAGACCCGGAACGUGUCCCAGUGAGACGUACGAUGCAUUGCUCAAGUCCACCAAGGACUUCCCAGAUGAGGUGGUGAGCUUCAUGCGGCAGCACCAGCUGAUGUGGGACCCCGUCCUGCCUCUGGGCGGCCGACCCGUCCUGACCCGGGUCAACUCACCAUACCUGCUGAAGAGGGUCGUUGUGGACAGAGUGGAGGCUCAGGACGGACCGUACGACGUCUUACACCUGGGGACAGACGAUGGGAAGGUGGUGAAGGCUGUGUCAGUCAUCAAAGACAACUGGGAAACGGAGGAGGUCAUUCUGGAGGAACUCACCGUGUUCCAGAUUCCGACUCCUAUCCUGAGCAUGGAGCUGUCGACUAAACGGGAACAGCUGUACGUGUGCAGUGAGCUCGGCCUGGUCCAGUUGGGGCUGCAGAGGUGUGAGCUCUACGGGUCCGACUGCGCCGAGUGCUGCCUGGCCAGAGACCCGUACUGCUCCUGGGACGGGCAGAACUGCUCCAGAUUCUUCCCCACCAGCAGGAGGCGAGCUCGCAGACAGGAUGUGAAGUAUGGAGACCCCUGGAGUCAGUGUCCAGUCACUGAGGAAGACUCCGACUCAGUGGAGGUGAAGGUGGCGUAUGGGGUGGAGGGAAACUCCACGUUCCUGGAGUGCGUUCCUCGGUCGCUGCAGGCUGAGCUCCGCUGGACGGUGCAGCGCUCAGAGAGUCAGCAGAAAGCUGCCAUUCAGCUCCCUCUCAGUGAUGACGGCCGCUUCCUGAGCAUGAAGCGAGGGUUGCUGGUUCAACGCCUGGAGCUGACUGACGCCGGCCUAUACACCUGCACCAGUCAGGACCACUCCUACAGCCAGGUCCUGGGCCGGUACCGAGUUCACAUCAUCGCCAACCGCAGCCUGCAUCCGGCCCGCUACCUGCAGAACCCCAGUCCCAACCCGCCGGACCUCCUGAGCCUGGUGAGGACCGGCCCGGCCGGGUUUCUGGGUCAGUCUGAGGCCGCUCCUCUGCCGCCGCACAGGAACUCAUGGCCGCCUCCUCUGAGGAGCUACAAAGACCUGCAGAUGGUGCGAAGCGUGGACGAGUACUGCGAGAAACUGUGGUACCGGGAGAAACGCAAGCAGCAGAAACAGAAACUUCUGAAGUUGAAACAGGAGAACCGGAAGGCUCGGGUCAGGAGGAACAACCCGCCUGAAGUCCCUCUUUAGUCCGCCAGACGACUCAGACUUUUGAAGGACAACAGAUCCUGCAUGGAGACAGGAAGUACUGCAACGUCAGCUGCUCCACAGAAUUAUCCAGCCUUCAGAUGUUAAAAAGGGAUUUGAUGCAUCAGGUCUGACUUGUCUUCAGUGUUUUUCUCCAGCCGUUCCUUAAAGAAGCUAAUCUGAUCUUUUUUCUAGAACCAAAUGUAGAUUUUUGUUUCCGUUUUCCUAGAAAUCUCCUCACUCACAUAUUGUUUCCAUCACUGCUGCUGAUUUCUGUGGAAAACCUGCUGGAAAAAAAAAACUAGACAGUUUCCUAAAAACAAAAAAUCUUAAUACAAAACUUUUAUUUUGAAAAUCCAAUUAAAACCUCUUCCUGUUGGCUGAAUCAAGUUCCAAUGAGAGAGAACAUGACUUUUGAAUAAAUGAGAUUGAUGAUAAAUGUCUGUUAGAGAUUCAGUCAGAAGGUUUUCCUCCUUCUAACAAACACUUUAGAAACUGUUUUUGUUCCCGUUCUGAAAAUAAACGUAGGAUUUCCUCCAUUUCCAUCGGAAUCAGGACCAAACUAUUGGACUUUCUAACUUAUAAACUGUUGGAUUUUAUUAAACAUUUCAUAAUAAGUCUUUGCUUUUCUCAUGAACAUUUUUUGAAACGACAAAUCCAAACCUCAUUAACCUUAAUAAACAGUUUUUAUCCACAACUUUAACUGCAGAAGCUAGAACCAGUUUCAUAAACUUCAUAUUGAUCUAAACGAUGUUUUCUACAUGAACAUGUGUUUGUUCUGAUCUCUUUCAUGCUGUGGAGGAAAUAAAAGCUUCGGUGAACAUGAAAACACGCAGUGGGCCACGCAGAGCUCCUGCAGAUCCAUGAACAUGUAAAGAGGCUGUUCUUCUUCCAGGAGAUUUUAGCCGAGUUUCUGCUGUGGAGUUUUCAGAUGUAAAACUGAGUCAUGAUGUUUUGUCUGAGAAUAAACCACAAUAUCUGACAUUUAGAGUCCAAUAAACUCAAAUAAAUAUAUAAAUAUA